Messenger RNA from Cetraspora pellucida, 142 nucleotides. The record is from the annotation of a GenBank genome assembly. Lineage: Eukaryota; Fungi; Glomeromycota; Glomeromycetes; Diversisporales; Gigasporaceae.
AAUUGCUAUGAAUUACCUUACAAUUCAAUCAACUAGUAUACCUUCUAAACAGGCAUUUUCUGUAACUAAACAUACUAUUUCUCUUACUUAUAAUCAUAUUGAUACUGAAAUAACACAUGCAUCAUUAUACCUUAAAAGCUGA